AUGCAAUGUUCCUGGAAGGCCGUCCUCCUCCUCGCCUUGGCCUCCAUAGCCAUCCAGUACACAGCCAUCCGCACCUUCACAGCCAAGUCCUUCCACUGCCCAGGGCUGGCGGAGGCCGGGGUGGCGGAGCGGCUGUGUGAGGAGGGCCCCACUUUCGCCUACAACCUCUCCCGGAAGACCCACAUCCUCAUCCCGGCCACCACACGCGGCGGCUCAUCGUUUGUGGGCCAGCUCUUCAACCAGCACCUGGACGUCUACCUGUUCGAGUCCGUCUACCUCGUCCAGAACACGCUCAUCCCCCGCUUCACCCAGGGUAAGAGCCCCGCUGACCGGAGGGUGAUGCUGGGUGCCAGCCGCGACCUCCUGAGGAGCCUUUACGACGGUGACCUCUACUUUCUGGAGAACUACAUCAAGCCACCUCCUGUCAAUCACACCUCAGACAGGGUCUUCCGCCGUGGGGCCAGCAGAGUCCUUUGCUCUCGCCCCGUGUGCGACCCUCCGGGGUCCCCCGACCAGGUCCUGGAGGAGGGGGACUGUGUACGCAAGUGCGGUCUGCGGAACCUGACCGGCGCAGAGGCCUGUCGCGAGCACAGCCACCUGGCCAUCAAGACGGUGCGCGUGCCCGAGGUGAAUGACUUGCGGGCCCUGGUUGAAGACCCCGGGUUAAACCUCAAGGUCAUCCAGCUGAUCCGAGACCCUCGUGGUAUCCUGGCGUCAAGGAGUGAGACCUUCCGUGACACAUACCGGCUCUGGAGGCUCUGGUACGGCACAGGGAGGAAGCCCUACAACCUGGAUGUGACACAGCUGACCACAGUGUGCGAGGACUUCUCCAACUCCGUGUCCACUGGCCUCAUGCGGCCCCCGUGGCUCAAGGGCAAGUACAUGCUGGUGCGCUAUGAGGACCUGGCCAGGAGCCCCAUGAAGAAGACCGAGGAGAUCCACGGGUUUCUGGGCAUCCCCUUGGACAGCCAUGUGGCCCGCUGGAUCCAAAAGAACACACGGGGCGACCCCACCUUGGGCAAGCACAAAUACGGCACCGUGCGCAACUCGGCUGCCACCGCCGAGAAGUGGCGCUUCUGCCUCUCCUAUGAUAUUGUGGCCUUCGCCCAGAACGCCUGCCAGCAGGUGCUGGCCCAGCUGGGAUACCGGAUGGCCGCCUCGGAGGAGGAGCUGAAGAACCCCACCAUCAGCCUGGCGGAGGAGCGGGACUUCCACCCUUUCUUGUGA
Messenger RNA from Castor canadensis (American beaver), 1227 nucleotides. NCBI's taxonomy places the organism in Eukaryota, Metazoa, Chordata, Mammalia, Rodentia, Castoridae. The record is from RefSeq and is a predicted model, not a curated record.